GCAACGGCGACGCGUUGGCAAUGGAGGCGGCCGCGCUGCCCGCCGCGCUGCAGCUGGCGGCCAGCGGGGACACGGGGCUGAGCCUGGAGAAUCGGGCGGCGCUGCAGGCCUCGCUGCUGCUCCUGCAGCGCGACUACCGCUUCGAGAGGGUCUGGUUCUGGGGCUGCAUCCAGGGCGUGCGCGGCACCUACUACAUCGCGCAGGGGCUGGGCCCCGACCUCGCUGCGCCUCGCAGCCGCCUCUACAGCUUGAACUGUGCGGAGUGGAGCCUCCUGCCGCCGGCGACCGAGGAGAUGGUGGAACAGGCCGAGCUGCUGAAGGGCCGCUUCCAGGGGGAUCCGUCUUUUGAGUACGAGUACGCCGAGGUAAACGCAGAAGAUGACGAAAAUUUCCUGGAUGAGGGUAAGGAGCUCACAAUCAAGGAGGAGAAUCGCCUUGUAGCUACGAUAGAACAGAUAGACAGAGCAGUUGGUAUCAUCCCCCGACGUGCACUUACGAAGACUCCUCUUGGGUCUGUGCAUGAAAACAGAAGCUUUGAAGGUCUUUCCUUGACGGAGGCAAAAAAAUUAAGUUCCUAUUUCCAUUUUACUGAGCCUGUUCACUUGAAGAAUAAAACUCUUCUGGAAAAGGCUGACUUGGACCCAUCCACUGACUUUCUGGACUCUCUGGAAUAUGAUGUCCCACAAGGCUCCUGGACUGUCCAGCUUGAGAAGGGAUGCACUGUGGUGGUGUUGAGAAGUCUGCUGUGGCUUGGACUGACAUUCUACCAUGUCCCAAAGACCAAGCAAUAUGGCUACAUCUACUGUGGCACUGGUGAGAAGAACUUAGAUCUGCCUUUCAUGCUGUGAAACACUUCUCUGGGAUGAUCACUCAAAAAUAUUUAGAAUUUAUAUUUGGGAGAUUUAUAGCUUAUUCUAAUAAACGCGUGAAACCUCUGCACUGUGAGCUGGAUUGUUUUGUGCCUUGAUUUCUUCCUAGGACUUCACAGCAUGAAUCCUCACCUCCUGAUUAAAUACCCUGUAAUAUGUCACGACAGAUCCUUCAGCUAGUAACAAAUGACAUUUUCUUCCAUCAAGGGCAAAGUCUUAGGUCAGAAAUCAAACCUGGGCCAUCUGAUUGUGUACAGAGACAUGAUGCUUUAAACAAAAUCUCAUCUGGAGGAACAUAAAUGAAUGCCUGCUGUCACCAAUGAAUGCCAAACGAAAGCAGAGUUUUUGCCUUGGAGUUAGAGUAAAAAGCUGUUGCUUACUCUAAGGGAUCAUGAAGACAGGAGUGUGUUUUGUUUUUCAGGUGUUAGGCUUCACAAAAAUUAGUGCAGUCUUUCCAGCUUAUUUCACAAAACUUUAGAAAAAAAUUCACUGUAGGCAUCAUCUAGUUGUUUGCAAAACUUUCUCAUUUAGGUUCACCUCAAAGCUAUGGCUUUAUCCAGUGACAUUUCUGUUAGCAGAACUCACUGAGCACAGCUACCUGGGCUAGAAAACAUAUCCACUUCCAUUCACAGGAGAAGGAAACAUCUUUUCCUUUCUGAAGGGCUGAAGGUUUCAAAGCUUCGUUAAAACAGAGAUGGCCAGCCCAGAGAUUUUAGAGUGUCGGUUCUUUCCCAAAGCCAAAACAUCUUAGCCAGCUCAAGGGGCUAAAUUCAGGGCUUGCAUUUCACAGAAGCAAAAAACAAACAAAAAACCAUUAUAAACUAAUUUGAUUUCCCAGGUAACAUGGGUUUAUCCCAAUCCUUUGUUCCUGUCCAUACCAGUAAGUAUUAACUGAUAAUUCUGAUGCAAGCAGUACAUAUAAAAGGCUGUGAUUUGUGGCUUUCAGAUAAGUAUCAAAGAAAUGGAACCAAUAAUGACCCUAAUAAUUUAAUAAGCCUUUCAUGUGAGGCCCUUAAUUAGCACUUCUUAAGAGAAAUGAUCAGUGGAAGUUGCAUACAGAUAUUAUAUAAGGACAGAAAUGGUGCCACCUUUCACUUACAGGGUAGAAAAUUAUGCACAUCUGUCAGCCCAAAACUAUCCUGAGAAGGACCCUCAUCACUGACAUGGAAAAUGUAGAAAAUACAUUUGCAGGGAGAAAAAGCAAGUCCAGUUGUCAAGGAUAUCAACAUUGUGUAUUUGCUUGAUUCAGGAAGGUAGGAAUACUGAACUGGAUGUGUAAGAAAUACACAUGCCUGCCUGCCACUGCCAUGUGUUUUCUGCUGCAAAUUACAGAUAGUACAGAUUAUAAAAAUAUUUCACUUUGGUAGU
Messenger RNA from Lagopus muta (rock ptarmigan), 2237 nucleotides. It is a transcript of the gene RSPH9, whose product is annotated as radial spoke head component 9. Lineage: Eukaryota; Metazoa; Chordata; Aves; Galliformes; Phasianidae. The record is from RefSeq and is a predicted model, not a curated record. The transcript has 5 exons. Bases 21 to 848 code for a protein of 275 amino acids. Gene Ontology annotation, biological process: axoneme assembly; motile cilium assembly; cilium movement involved in cell motility. Gene Ontology annotation, cellular component: axoneme.